Syngnathoides biaculeatus (alligator pipefish) is the source of this 1333-nucleotide messenger RNA. RefSeq names its product ring finger protein 113A (gene rnf113a). Bases 55 to 1173 code for a protein of 372 amino acids. Gene Ontology annotation, cellular component: U2-type spliceosomal complex. Lineage: Eukaryota; Metazoa; Chordata; Actinopteri; Syngnathiformes; Syngnathidae. Gene Ontology annotation, biological process: snoRNA splicing. The transcript is spliced from 11 exons. The record is from RefSeq and is a predicted model, not a curated record. Gene Ontology annotation, molecular function: metal ion binding.
GCGAACGGCGGGGUACAUCCGGUACUGGUUGCCAGACAAUCACGGAGAGAACAUAUGAACUCCACACAGGUGAGCCGGGGAUUCGAACCGAGAUCCUCAGAACUGCGAGACAGCAAUACCUCCAGGUCUCGAGAGGGCGCUGUCGCAAAAGUGCUCAAUGUUGUGUUUACGAACCGAGCGGGCAAGAUGGCAGAAGCAGACCAACCAAAAGAAGGCUCCUGUACUUUCUUGUUCAAGAAAUCCACAAAGAAAUUUUCGGGGCGGAAAAGAAAGGCCAGCGACAGCGAUAAAGAUGGGACCAGUGAUGAAGAUCUCAGUUCUGUGGUCAGAAAGGAUAAGAAAAAGACGCGAGUAAAUCCGAUGAUUCAAAAGUCCAAAAAAGUGGAAAAAGAGACUGUGUCUUCCAGUGAAAGUGAAGAUGGCAAAGAGGACAAGAUAACCAUUUCCUACAAGUCCACACGUUCAGCUAAACCAGAGGGCCCGGAGGACAUGGGCGCCACAGCGACAUACCAACUGGACACGGAGCGCGACAAGGACGCUCAGGCCAUCUUUGAGAGGAGCCAGAAAAUCCAAGAGGAGCUGACGGGCAAGGAGGACGAUAAGAUAUACCGUGGCAUAAACAACUACCAGAAAUUCAUCAAACCCAAAGAUACCACGAUGGGCAACGCAUCCUCUGGCAUGGUCCGGAAAGGACCCAUCCGAGCCCCGGAGCACCUGCGAGCCACGGUCAGGUGGGACUACCAGCCGGACAUCUGCAAGGACUACAAGGAGACCGGAUUCUGCGGCUUUGGAGACAGCUGCAAGUUCCUCCAUGACCGAUCCGACUACAAGCACGGCUGGCAGAUUGAGAGGGAGCUGGAGGAAGGCAGAUACGGCGCUAAUGACGAGGAAAACUACGAGGUGAGCAGCGACGAGGAGGACUUGCCCUUCAAGUGUUUCAUCUGCAGGGAUUCCUACAAGAAUCCAAUUAUAACAAAGUGUCGCCAUUACUUCUGCGAGGCCUGCGCCCUGCAGCACUACCGCAAGUCCAAACGCUGCUACGUGUGCAACACUCAGACCAACGGCGUCUUCAACCCUGCUAAAGGUGUGAUUGCGAGUGCGGCUGUUUGUCUCGAUGUGCCCUGCAAUCAGCUGGCGACCAGUUCAGGGUGUACCCCGCCUCCUGCCCAUUGACAGCUGGGAUAGCCUCCAGCACUCCCCGUGACCCUCGUGAGGAUCAGCAGCAAAUAAAAUGGAUGGAUGGAUGUUGUAAGAGCAGUUAAAAAGUUAAUUUGGCAAUAUUUGACUACUUUUGUAAACUUGCUCCUCUUUUUUCAGCGAUGUUAUUUUAAGA